This is a messenger RNA of Podarcis raffonei (Aeolian wall lizard), 3621 nucleotides long. It is a transcript of the gene ALLC, whose product is annotated as allantoicase. Lineage: Eukaryota; Metazoa; Chordata; Lepidosauria; Squamata; Lacertidae. Gene Ontology annotation, molecular function: allantoicase activity. Gene Ontology annotation, biological process: allantoin catabolic process. The transcript is spliced from 10 exons. The record is from RefSeq and is a predicted model, not a curated record. The coding region runs from base 859 to 1854 and encodes 331 amino acids.
AAGAUUUAUAUAUAUCUAUUGAGUUGCCAAAUUGUGGAAUGCUGGGCACACUUAAAUUAAAUAUAACUGAGGUGGAAACAGUGCAGAAAAAGGAAAACCCAAUGAGCAAAUGUUAGAAUUUCUUUCAUAAGAGGAAAGCCUAAGUGCUUGGGGCUCUUUUUCUUAAAAGGCAACAAAUAGAUGAUCAUGAAUAGAGUCUUAGUACAUUAGGCAUGAUUUUGAUGAAGUAGGUAGAGAAAAUACUAUUCUCCCUCUCUUUUAAACCUAGAAAGUGGUGGUCACCCUGUUAAACCAGUUUGCCAUAGAUUCAGAACUGCUGUUAAAUUACAAUAAAUGUACAGAAUUUGCUGCCACAAGAUAUGGCGACAUAGCCCACUGGCUUAAAUGGGUUUCAAAGAGGAUUUAAGUCCAUGAGGUGAAAUGAUACUUCAGUUCUAAUGGCCACAGCUAAAAGGGAACUCCAGAAGGCCAGCCACAUGGGGCCAUUCUGCAUUUACCAUUUAUAGUGGUGUAGUUGCUGUUUGAUCCAGCAUUUGCCUCCUUCUUUUGGUCACAUAUCGCUGUUAUUAGCGAGUGAGUAUGCUGCUUUCCUUUCCACACAAAUUGUGGGUUGUGCCUGUACUGAGCAAAUAUCCAUACCUGUAGUAGCCUUGUGUUCCUCCAGCCAGUAAAUUCUCGCGUUAUUUAUUUAAUCACUAUUAUUUACUUAAUCAAAUUACAAGUGUGCUUUUAAGAAAGGGGGAGCUUAAUGUGAUAAGGUGGGGAUUUUUGAUUUACUUUAUUUUUCUUCCCUUUUAGAAGAGUAAUAUCUGUUUAACAAAACAAAACAAAAAAUUCAGUGUGAUCUUUUGAAGAAAGAUGACCGCUCAUCUCUCAGAAAAAAAGGGCAAUGUUUUACCUGACUUCCUGCAUCUGAAUGACUUGGGAUGCGAAUCUGUAGGAGGGAAGGUUUUAUUUGCAACGGAUGACUUUUUUGCUCCUGCAGAAAAUCUCUUAAAGAAACAACGGCCAGCAUAUCAUGCAGACCUAUUCACCGAGUUUGGAAAGUGGAGGGAUGGAUGGGAAACCAGGAGGAAGCGCAUUCCAGGUCAUGACUGGUGCAUCAUUCAGCUGGGGGUGCCAGGUACGAUUUAUGGGUUUGAGGCAGACACAUCUUACUUUGCUGGAAACUGCGCUCCUCAGAUAUCAAUCCAAGCUGCUUGCUUGAAGCCAGAGGAGGUACCAGCGCUGCCAGCAAGAGGGAACAGAAUAGGCACAGCCGCUUCGGAUGAAGAGCUGAGGAUUGUCAAGGAGCUGCUGAACCACUUGAGUGAUUUGGUGGCAAUGGUGAACGGAGGUGUCUGUGUUGGAUACAGUGAUGCUCAGUUAGGCCAUCCUGGGAAUAUUUUAGGGCCAGGAAGAGCAAAGUCCAUGAAAGAUGGAUGGGAAACAAGCAGAAAUCUGCAAAGGCCACCCAUUUUAAAGCUUGGUGACAAAGGAAUCUUACUUGUACCAGGAAGUGAAUGGGCCAUCUUUCGAUUGGGACAUUCAGGUGUUAUAACGCACAUAGAAAUAGACACCAGUCACUUUAAAGGAAACUUUCCAGAUACAUUUAAACUUGAGGCCUGUAUUUUGAGUACAGAAGAAGAAAAUGAAUAUAAUGCACAGAAGUGGACUUUGAAGCAAAGUCCAAAAUGGAACACGCUGGUACCUGCAACAAAGCUUAAACCUCAUACGAGACAUUUUUUUGAUGGUACUGCCAUAAAGAUGCUGGAUGUGUUUACUCAUGUGAAACUUACUUUUGCUCCUGAUGGAGGUGUAAGUAGGAUGCGUCUCUGGGGAUUUCCACGGGCCUUGCCAGACAUGAGGAAGUAAAAACGUUCUCAGGAAAAAAGGCUCUGCAGAAUUUCACUCAUGGUUAAUACAAGCCCGAAUACAAUUCAUCUAUCUGCAUUCAUUGAAUUAUACAGUUUUCCACAUCAUUGGUUCAAAUGCAACAAUUUGUUACGGUUGUACAAUAACAUCAUUUCUCUAGCUAAAUGAAUAAUUUACAUAUAUAUUUGCUAACAGGUUAUCGGAUUUGGGAAAUGGUAUUAUUUCUUAAACAAUGUUAAGAGGCAAUGAAUGCAGCUCUCGAACAGAUAGAGCACAUAAGGUAGAAAGGUUUUGUUUUUGUUUUUUAAAGCGCAGUUACAUAUCAAGCCGGUUAUAUUGUUUAGAGUGUUGGACUAGGAUUUGUGAGACCCGGAUUCGAAUCUCCACACAGCCAUGAAACCUACAGGUUGACCCUGGGCCAGUCAGAUACUCUUAGUUUCUUGCCUUGCAGGGUUGUUGUGAAGAUAAAACAGGGAAGUGUCAGAACUGCAUUUGCCACCUUGAGCUCCUUAGGUGAAAGGAGGGAUAUUAAUGUAAUAAUAAAUAACCAGGACUGACCCAAGGCAGUUUGCUGCCUGAUAUGUGGCACUGCAAAAGGCAUCGCCUGCCCUGUCAAUAGUACCCAAAGCAGAAAAUCGCACUUCUCCCCUCCCUGACAAUAAGAAUAAAAUUUUAAAAACUUAAGAAUUUAAUGGCACCCAAAAUCAGCUACCUGAGGUUUCCCCUUCAUUCUGCCUUGUGUGAGGACCAGCCCUAUUCAUUAAAAAUAAAAUCAAAUCCUAUGUGUAAUCUAAUUUUCAUCUUUGCUUACAUUAGUCCGGAAUAUCCAAAAUAUGUCCUCAUAUAUGAUGCCAUUUAUCACAGCCUUAUUCUAUGCUAACUUGGAAUAAUAAAUAAUAAUAAGAAAUUAUUCCUGCUUGAUUUGAUUGAAGAAUUUGAGCAAGUGUGCUUAGGAGUGCAACGUUAAGUGAUGCUGUUCAUAAAUAGCUGAGAGAUUCUGAAACUAUUAAUUAUCAAAACAGAGCAAAACUGUAUUGAACAUCUGUGCAAGAAUAUGCUUCAGUAUGUCUGAAGAUUGUGUACUAAGAAUCAAUCUUGCAUUAUUAUUAUUAUUUGCUUAGAUAGUUGUGCCUAUCUUUUCCUUUUGCCAUCUAAAAUUGAAUUAUGUUAUAAUAAAAGAAUACUUACCCUUCCUGGUUCGUACAUUGCAUACUUUAUAUUCUGUGCUUCCAUCUUUUCCUAUUGACCCAAAUUUAUUUAACUUUUGUUGGUACUUCUGGUUGUUUGUUUGUUUUGUUUUGGAGAGUGUGUGCUUUUCAGGUGUUGGGACACACCACCAAGCUAGCAGAUCUCCUACUCAAUCACAUUUCUUUGUGGUUAACUUUGCCCCAGACAUGGGUAGGCAAACUAAGGCCCGGGGGCCAGAUCCGGCCCAAUCACCUUCUAAAUCCAGCCUGCAGACGGUCUGGGAAUCAGCAUGUUUUUACAUGAGUAGAAUGUGACCUUUUAUUUAAAAUGCAUCUCUGGGUUAUUUGUGGGGCCUGCCUGGUGUUUUUACAUGGGUAGAAUGUGUCCUUUUAUUUAAAAUGCAUCUCUGGGUUAUUUGUGGGGCAUAGGAAUUGAUUCAUCCCCCCCAAAAAAUAUAGUCCGGCCCCCCACAAGGUCUGAGGGACAGUGGACUGGCCCCUGCUGAAAAAGUUUGCUGACCCGAGCUAAAACAACGGUGGGGGUUAGAAAACGGAUGUAUAACACCCCUGCCCCAUUUCU